This is a messenger RNA of Austrofundulus limnaeus, 8188 nucleotides long. RefSeq names its product kinesin family member 26Ab (gene kif26ab). Gene Ontology annotation, molecular function: microtubule binding; ATP binding; microtubule motor activity. NCBI's taxonomy places the organism in Eukaryota, Metazoa, Chordata, Actinopteri, Cyprinodontiformes, Rivulidae. The transcript is spliced from 16 exons. The record is from RefSeq and is a predicted model, not a curated record. Gene Ontology annotation, biological process: microtubule-based movement. Bases 393 to 6482 code for a protein of 2029 amino acids.
AGAGAGAGAGAGAGAGAGAGGAGAGGAGAGGAGAGGAGAUGAUGGCUGAGGGAGAGGAGGAGAGGCUUUUAUUCAGACCUGCAGCAGCGCGCACAUCUCAGAGCUGAUCAGUCACAGGAUGCUUUAAAAGUACCUCAGUGGAUUAACCCUUCUCUACGCGCCGGGUGGAUUCUACUACUUGCCAUUUUUUUAAAUUCUUGAAUCUUUUGGACAUCUGGAAACCCGAGAGGUUUAGAUUUUACGCACACGUGCCGAGAGCUCCCCGCGACCCGCUGGAUGUCCGGAAUAAAACACCUUGCAGAUCUUUUCAGGGGCCACGAGACGCGCGAGCUUGAUGGAUCUACAAACCAAAUAGGUUUCCCACCGAGUGGAAUCUUUUUCUGGACAACGCCAUGGCUUUGCCAAACUCACCGGCGGGCGCUCCCGGAGCUGGGAAGCCCAACCCCGGCGUCAUAGACCUGGGGACGAUCUUUGUUGACACCGACAUCAUAUUUGGGUUUACGAGUCACCUGCUGAAGAGGAAAAACAAGGUGGAGGGGUGUCCGGCCGGAGAGUCUGCUGUGACCCCCAGGAAAAGACUCCACUCCGCGGAGGAAGCGCGAUGCAGCAGCCGACCUCCUCCCGAGGGCGCCGGGUCGGUCUCCAUCUCCGAGUCGGAGGAGAAAGGGGGAGGCUGGUGCCAGCAGUGCCACAAGAGGGUCUCUGAGCUGAAGAAGCAGGCGCUGGCUCUGGCUGACCAAAACUCCUUUAAGGAUCCUGGAUAUGCAACCUUUCUGUUUGAACAGCUUCACACACCAGGGAAUCCCGAGCUCGACUGUUGCCAAGUGUGCUCCACGCCUCUCCACCAGCUGAGGCAGGAGGCCCUGCAGACGCUCCAUUCGCCUGUGCUCACCUUCAGCUCAGACAUGGCAGCCAUGCCCGCGACAUCUUYUUUACCGCAGCCUUCCAGAUUCACUGUGUCGUCCUCCGGCGUCCACGCCAAGCAGCUGCUGAAAAGCCAGCCCGCUCCCCACUCCGUCCUGCCUUUAGGGGAGCGGCACAAAGUGCCGGGCUGGUCCCCGAACCCCUCUGCCUCUUCAGGGUCCAAGACCAGUGUUCAGGUAACAGUGGCAGGAGGACAGCUAACUGGAUCACUGAGCACYGUUACCAUCCAGGCACAGCAGUACCUUGACGGAAUGUGGAGCAUCUCUAAAGUCAACAACGUUUUGCCUCAGCCUAAGCCUGCCUGUGGUUUGAUGGGGGAUGCAGGGACUGAUGUCACAGCUUUGGAUGCCUCUGUCACCACCUUGACCUGCAGCAGCAACACCCUGGUGCCCUGUCGACUGAGGGGCUCCAGCCAAGCGGGACUCCCAGCACCCACAACCACCACGUCCACCUCUGCUUCCUCAUCUGCAGCUGCCUCCUUCUUUAUUAGGGCAGCUCAAAAGCUGAACCUCUCCUCAAAGCGGAAGAAACACCAGCCCUCACCGCUCCACCCACAGGAACCCUCCAUCUACCCAACCAAUUUCAGCGGUAUCCUGCAGGUCUCACCACCUCCCGCUCCACCAUGCCUGCUCCGAGCCGUGUCCAAAGUGAAAGAGAACCCAGGGAUGGGAAAGGUAAAAGUGAUGAUGCGGAUCUGUCCAUCUCUAGAGGCUGCAGACUCCUCUGAGUUUCAGUCCUUAUUAAAAGUUGACAGCAGGAAAAAGCAGCUUACCCUCUACGACUCUGCGUCCAGCCCCCACUCCAGCUCAGGGCACAGGCGGUCUGCCACCGUGGCUGUCCCAAAGAUAUUUGCCUUCGAUGCAGUUUUUACCCAGGACGCCUCACAAGCUGAGGUGUGCUCAGGGACAGUAGCUGAGGUCAUCCAGUCGGUGGUGAAUGGUGCAGAYGGCUGCAUCUUCUGCUUCGGUCAAGUCAAGCUUGGCAAGACAUACACCAUGAUUGGCAAAGACAGCUCAACUCAGAGUCUCGGCAUUGUGCCUUGUGCCAUUUCUUGGCUCUUCAAGCUCAUCAACGAGCGAAAGGAGAAGACGGGCACGCGGUUCUCAGUCCGUGUUUCUGCUGUGGAAAUCUUUGGAAAAGAUGAGGAGCUGAAGGAUUUGUUGUCUGAGGUGUCAACAGGCAGCCUGCAGGAAGGCCAGUCUCCAGGAAUCCAUCUGAGGGAGGACCCCAUCUGUGGCACACAGCUUCAGAACCAGAGCGAGCUCCGUGCCCCUACUGCUGAGAAGGCUGCCUUCUUCCUGGACGCAGCCCUCGCUGCACGUAGCACCAGCAGGCCAAACGUUGAUGAGGACGAACGGCGCAACUCCCACAUGCUAUUCACGCUGCACAUUUACCAAUAUCGCAUGGAGAAGAGCGGCAAAGGAGGAAUGUCCGGCGGGCGGAGCAGGCUGCACCUGAUCGACUUGGGAAGCUGUGAAAAGGUCCUGAGCAAAAGCAGAGAUGGAGGCGGAGGCUUGUGUCUCUCCCUGAAUGCACUGGGAAACGUCAUAAUGGCUUUGGCAAAUGGAGCAAAACAUGUACCUUACAAGGACAGCAAACUGACAAUGUUGUUGAGGGAGUCCCUCGGCAACAUCAACUGCAGAACAACCAUGAUUGCCCAUAUUUCCGAUUCCCCAGCCAACUAUGCUGAUUCACUCACUACCAUCCAGCUGGCCUCCCGCAUCCAUCGCAUGAGAAAGAAAAAAUCCAAGUAUGCAUCCAGCUCAUCUGGAGGGGAAAGUUCCUGUGAGGAAGGGAGGGUUCGCCGACCACCCCACUUAAGGCCAUUUCACCCUCGGACUGUGGCCCUGGACCCAGACCUGCCUGCCCUGCUUAGUGACCCCGAAUACUCUUCAAGUAGUGAACAGUCUUGUGAUACUGUUAUUUAUGUGGGCCCUGGGGGAACUGCGAUCUCAGAUAGGGAGCUUAGUGACAAUGAAGGCCCACCUGCCUUUGUUCCAAUUAUCCCCUCCCUGAACAAGAAGAAGUCUGCUAAAGAGGGCCCUCUGGACAGAGAUCAGUUCUUUAAAUGCAACACAUUUGCUGAGCUGCAGGAAAGGCUGGAGUGUAUAGAUGGCAGUGAAGAACCUACUGCCUUUGUUGCAGAGGGCAAGAGAAACCAAGCUAGUCCUAAGACUGACAAAUCUAAGGAGAACCAAGGCUCCAAUUCACCAAAGACUGGGGCGAAUACUUCUAGUAGCCAAGAGGGCAUCUCAAACAAACAAUUUCCCAAACCUGUCUCCAUGCAACCAUCCUGCAGUCCUAGUAUAAAAUCUAAAUUGGAUACUGCCAAGACUCAAUGCAUACCUGAAGAGAGAGAGCCAUCAGAGAACAUUCACAACAUUUGCAGAACCAGUGCUGAUGGUGAAAAAUCCUUGAGCUCUGAAAGCCAGGUCAAUUCAAACAAUGUGACUUCUUCCACAGUGAUAAACUCGGAGCCUGUGGUCCGGGAAAAGGUUUACCCCAACAGGAAGGCCUUGCCAAAUCCAGCACCGCCUCCUUUGCAGCAGAAGGAAAAUGCAGGGAAAGAAGAAAGCUCGGGCACCAGAAUGCCACCUGUGGGAAUGAGCCACCAGGCUGUGAAAAGAAAGGAUCCAUGCAUGUCCCCUUUUUUCAGAGCUCCAGUGGAGGUUUGCCAAGUCCACUCAACCAUGAGGGACAKAAGUAUGGAUCGGGAUAUCCUUCGAGCUACUGUCACUCUGCAGCAGCCUGUGGAGCUGAAUGGAGAGGAUGAGUUAGUGUUCACUGUGGUAGAAGAGCUGUCUAUUGGCAGUAUUAUGGAUAAAGGUCGGCCAUCAAGCAUUAUUAGCUUUAACAGUGACUGCUCACUUCAGGCAUUGGCCUCUGGUUCUCGACCUGUUAGCAUCAUCAGCAGCAUCAAUGAUGAGUUUGAUGCCUACAYGUCAGCUGUUGGAGGAUCUGAAGUCAGCGUUGCUGUGGUCACACCUCUUCAGGAGGGCACAAUAGACAGCAGGGGUUCAUCUAUCAGUUCUUGGCUAAGUGAGGUCAGUGUCUGCACCUUGGAGAGUGAAGGCGCUCAUUCUACAGAUGUUUUCCUUCCACAGGGGAAACCCAUAGGAUCAGAGGCCAACUUUUACUUUGAUUCCCUGGACAUGUUUCAUGGUGCAUUAUCUGCAAGAGAUCCUAUGAACUCCCUAAAUGACAGUGGUUUUGGUUUUUCUGAACAAGAUAGCGACAGUGCCGCCUCGAGCAAGCUAUCGCUGACAAAGUGUCCCCCAUCACCAGAUUCAGCAAAAGGAUCUCUCAGAUUCACAUCCAAAUUAACGAAAGCUCACUCGCUAAGCUCCUCUCCACCUCCACAUGGCCCCUCCAUAAUACACUCCAGUCUUCCCAGGAAGAUUAAACCUACCUCAUCAGUGUCUCACAGUAGCAGCAGCAGCAGCAGCAGCAGCAGUAGAGAUCCACCGAGGCAAGAGGCUAAAAAGGAGGAUCCCUGGCAGCGCAGCAACAACCACUCAGAACCUCAGAUUUCUGACUCCAGCAGCACCAGCAGAUUUCUCCGAAACCCGCCUAGUGGUGUUAUGUUCAGCAAAACACCCAACAACAGCAACAGUGUACCUCGCCCACCUAAGGUACCAGGGUCUACCUCAUCACAGAGAGUGGUUGACGGCUGUGAGAAGUCAGCUACUAAGAAUCCACCCAGCAAAAUGCCCCAGCUGAGACGAGGUGCCACUACCCUGGGAACAGUGCCUGUAAUCCAUUCCUCAACAGACCACAAAAGAACACAAGAUACUAUUGCAUCUGCCUCCAGCCUUAAAUUCUCCUCUCUGGGGAAAAACAACAAGGCUAACUCACAGAAACCAAGCAAUCUCCCUAAACCUGGCUGUGUCUCCCCACCUCCUCCUCCAGUUAGAAAGUCCAGCCUUGAUCACAAGACCAAGAUCCUGCUGCCCCAAAGUGCCUUAAAGUCAGCAUUCGGGGAGGCAGGGAGGACCUCUGGGACAAGGGUAGCUGUAUCAGAGGAUGAACUUGAAAUACAUCAAAAAGGUGACUCUACAAAUUUGAAAACCUCCAGCCUCAACAUAGCCAAAGUUACCUCCAGUCUAAAGGCAAAAGUUUCUAGAGGAGAGGCUGGACUUCAUUAUGGCAGUCAAAUGUCCCUGGAAAAGUGUGAGAGCCUGUCAUUAUCUGGUUCCAGAGCGGCACUUAGUAGGGAGAACAGUGGGGCCAGUCUGGGYAGCAAAUCCAACAAGUCUAUUCCAAGAUUUGGUAUUCCUAAUUCCUCUAGCUCUCCUAUAGCUACCUUCCAAUCAACUCAAAACCAUGGAAAUAUCAGUAAAUCAGGUCAGGUAAAAGCUUCUGUAAAUCCCAGAACRUUAGGAACAGUAAAUGGUAGUAAAGCACGCUCACUGUCAGCCAACAACUCAAAAGGCCUCAGUUCCUCAACAAAAUCUCUGGCGUCUCCUGUGACCAGGAACACCAAUGCCAACCUCCCUCCAUCAGGCCGAACAGCAGCCCCUCGGACUACUGCUCCAGUCUCAAGUAAGCCUGGAAGAGGGACUAUCAUGGGCACCAAGCAGGCAAUCAGGGCUGCAAAUAGUCGUGUGAGUGAGCUUGCGACAGGCAACAUAUCGGGCAAACAUGGGAGAGGUUCAGGAGACUCAGACAGUGGCAACGACAGUGGGGUGAAUGUGAGUGAUGACAAGUCACCCACGGCUAUGCUGCCCUCGCCGUACAGUAAAAUCACCGCUCCGAGACGGCCUCAGCGCUACAGCAGUGGCCACGGCAGUGACAACAGCAGCGUUUUGAGCGGGGAGCUGCCUCCAGCGAUGGGCCGCACAGCUUUGUUCUACCACAGCGGAGGCAGCAGCGGGUAUGAGAGCAUGAUCAGAGACAGUGAAGCCACAGGCAGCGCUUCCUCUGCCCACGACUCCAUGAGUGAAAGCGGCGUGUCGUCUUCAGGCAGAGCAAGGAGCUCCAAGUAUCCCAAGAAAAGAGCUAAUGGAUUUCAGAGAAGAAGGCUGAUCCCAGCACCUCUGCCAGAYACAUCAUCCCUGGGGAAGAAGGUGGGCACAGCAGGCCAGUGGGUCGACUUGCCUCCUAUGUCUGGACCGUUGAAGGAAUCCUUUGAGAUCAAGGUGUACGAGAUCGACGAYGUGGAACGGCUCCAAAGACGGCGUCAAGAGGAAACCACAGAGCCUUUCCAAGAUGUUGACAAGGGCCUGCUGUAUUUUAACAGUAAGUUGAAGAUUUUGGAGAGAAGGCAACAGCAAGUGAGAGAACUGAGAGGGAAGCAUCAAGUGUUGCUGGAGGAGUUGGAGGACACAAAAGUGCGRCUGAUGAUGGAUCCCAGCAAGUGGCUUGGAGAAUUUGAAGUGGACCCGACUUUGGACAAAGAGUCUCCAGAGUACCUGGAGGCGUUGGCUCAGGCCACAGAGGAGCUAGAGUUUUGCGUCAACCUGUGCAAGUCUCGAGUCAUGAUGGUGACCUGUUUUGAUAUUAGCAUGCCAUCAACAUGCGUCACUCAAGAGGGACGACUGCGCGAGGUCGAAGUCUGAGGACAAACAGGAAGUGGAAGUGGGAAAGGAAGAGAAAGUGAGAAGACAGAGGAAGAAGAAAUGUAGCAGUCAGUUUAUGGGUUUUGCUGUAACGGAGAACAACAGAGCAGAGCGGAGCUUUACGUAAAAACAGACGAAAUCAUCACCACUGAGCUGCAGCGCCUCGUUGUCUCUAGGACACGGCAGAGAAAUGAAGCGUGAGCACAAUGCUGUUGUUGUGGCAACGCAGUGAUGAACAACGCCCGGAAGUGCCUUUUUUAUUGUUUAGUUUGACUCACUAUUUUUCAUAUGGUGCAGGCCUAAACCUGAACAUGUUUCUUUUUUAAAAAAAAAAUUAUAUUGCAUUGUAUAGUGUAUUUAAAUAAAUGUGUGGCGUGUAUAAUUUUUCUUUCGAGGGGGAAAAAAAGAAGAAAAAAGUUAGCAAUAAGCUAAUGUUACUGCGCUCUCAGACUUUGCCUUUUUUCUUGUUUCAAACCUCAAACAGCAUUUUAUCCAUGUUCACUCAGCCUCUUGCGCCUUAAGUUAAAAACGUCUGGUUAUGUCGUUUUUUUUUAAAUUUUCAUUUUUAUUUUUUUGAAUUUUGAAACUGAACUAUAAUUUCAUCAAGUUGCAUUUGCUGUUUCCUCUCCUGCCAGCCGGUCUGUAAAAGUUGGCAAGGUAGAAUAAAUACGUUUCCCUCCAGUUGCCUUGAUCGAAAUGGGUGUUUGUGGAUUCUCUACGGUGGAGAAUAAUUUCUGAGGACAGGAAUGUUUAUUCAAGUUACCCAUCUCACUGGAACUGAGAGAUGAAGCCAAAACAAUCAAAGGGUCACUGUGAUGGAUGAGGAGGGAUUAUUUUUGAUUCAGCCAUUUUUUCUGGUGCCUCAGUAGGUGGUCAUGCAAACCAGAGAGAUUUCCUUAAACUCACCUGUGACAGCAGUUUGAUGAAUGGUUACUGUGAAGAGGGGCUCAUCAGUGAAUGGGGUUGGACUGGGAGCUUUCUCUGCAUUGUAAGACAAACAGAUGAGACAACAUCAGCCUGACAGCCUUUUUUUAUACAGUACUUUUCCCCAAGUGCUGCCAAACCUUGGUUCUAUGCAUCCUAAUACAUUUAUACUGCAAGUACUUUGAGAAAUUCAGUACUUGGGGGUAAAAAACACACAUACACACACUUUUGAACACAUUUACCCCAACUUGGCAUAUCAGCAACAUUGAUUUUACAUCUCAGACAAAGCCUCAUGAAUUGUUAGUUUUCCACGAAAGCAUGAAUUCAAACAGCGACACAAAGAAGACAAAACUGAUAGGUGAUGAUUGUUCAGAAAAGAAAAAAAAUGCUUGUGAUGUACAUUGGUGUGUUUGGUUUCUUUUUCUACGAUAAUGACUUUGUUUUGUUUGUGUUACAAAGAUGUAUUCUCUCAGGCCGUCUCUGACAAUGCUGCAUGAGGUUUUUUAAUCAUUUUUAAGGAUGAUUUUUACUCCCAUUUUUUUACCAUUCUAAUUUUUUACAACAAUUUAAGUUUUCACUGAUGUAGGAUUAGGCUCAUGAAGUGAAAUAAUGUUACCAAGACCUUUUCCCCCCACCAAAAAAAAGAUCAUGUUUCAUAUCUAAACCCAUAUUUUCUAAUAUCUUUGUUUUUGUAUAGGAUUUUUUCAAACCUUGUGUAAAAUGUAUUAUAUGGCAGCUUGUGUUUUCUUUUACAGCACCUGUGAAUAAAAUGUUUCUUCUUA